AUGGCGAGCAAGCGCUUGCAGAAGGAGCUUGCAAAGUUGCAGGGCCCUGCACUGCCACCGGGUAUCUCCAUCGUAUCUACGCCGGACUUGAAGGAGUGGCAGAUGGAUGUAGUGGUCCCAGACAACCCGCUUUACAACCCAGACGAGAAGUUCCGACUGCGAUUUCAGUUCUCUCCAAAUUAUCCCAUUGAGGCGCCCGAGGUCACGUUCAUCGCUUUGAACGACCCGCCGCGGAGGAUACCCAUACAUCCGCAUAUUUACAGCAACGGCAUAAUAUGUCUUGACCUGCUGGACUCUCAAGGCUGGAGUCCGGUUCAUAACGUCGAGUCAAUUUGCAUCAGCAUCCAGAGCAUGCUUGCGAGCAACACGAAGAAUGAGAGACCUCCCGGAGAUGCAGAAUUUGUGAAGUCUAAUAGGCAACGACCUCGAGACAUCAACUUCCUUUAUCACGAUCCGAGCGUAUAG
Pseudocercospora fijiensis CIRAD86 is the source of this 465-nucleotide messenger RNA. RefSeq lists its product as uncharacterized. Bases 1 to 465 code for a protein of 154 amino acids. The transcript is spliced from 2 exons. NCBI's taxonomy places the organism in Eukaryota, Fungi, Ascomycota, Dothideomycetes, Mycosphaerellales, Mycosphaerellaceae. The record is from RefSeq and is a predicted model, not a curated record.